AUGUGCUUUUUAUUCUUGAUCUUGACAUUAGCUGAGGCAACACUUCAAGCACUUAAUUUACAUCUACCACCAUGGAUAUUAAAUGGCAUUGCCUUUAAAGAUCUAUCUGCAGCUGGCCAGCAAAUAGAUUUAAGACUACAGCAACUCUUCUUUUGGUCAAGGCAAUACGUUUUACUCAGAAAACAGAACUGGGCAAAUACAGCAAAAGCAAGAGCCCAUUACAUAAGCUUUUACAAUAGCAUGUGGCUAGUUGCUAAUGAUAUCAUCAUUGGUAUUGCUCUAGGUUCAUUUCUAACUGCAAAUAAAUAUGUAUUAGCUGAAAGGCUUCAUGAUAUAUUAAAUAAAUACACUGUCAAAUCUCUAGAGUCGAUGGUAUCAUGGUUCUUGGAAUCACCCGCAGGCCUAAAAUUAAACCAAGAACUAGCUUAUUUCUUGAGCGAACUCUUUCUCUGGCUUCUUCGCUUGUGGACGCUCUGCCCUCAAGCCAUUGAACGAUUCACACCACAGAUCAUCCAUGCUAUUGGACUAUCUGGUAUAUUUGGAGUGACGAUGCUCAUUUCUCUAUCUUCGGAUUUUUUAGCAUUCAUGACUCUACACAUCUAUUGUUUCUAUAUGGUAGCAGCGCGAAUAUUUAAUUGGCAGCUAGUUAUUCUCUAUUCUCUAUUCAAUUUAUUUCGUGGCAAGAAAAAGAAUGUUCUUCGUAAUAGAAUUGAUUCGUGCGAUUAUGACUUGGAUCAACUCUUGCUAGGCACCAGUCUCUUUACUCUUUUAACCUUUCUAUUCCCCACUGUAUUUGUAUAUUAUCUAACCUUUGCUCUAGGUCGUGUUGGCAUCAUAAUUCUGCAAGCGAUAAUGGAAACAGUACUCGCGUUCUUUAACCAUUUCCCAUUGUUCGCCAUCAUGCUUAGGAUUAAAGACCCCCAUAGAUUACCAGGUGGCCUUCAAUUUCAUAUAUUCAGUUUAGAUUACUUUGCACAAAAGCAGCAUACCAUCUUUUAUAAAUUGUGGAUAUCAUUGACAAAAAAGAAACAUAAACCAGCCCUAAGAAAAACCAAGAAACUGCCAAGGAAACGAGCUACUAAUUUGCCCAUUUCGAUGAGUGCCAUAUUUUUUCAGUACAUGUUAUUAUGGAAGAGAUUAAGUGCUCACUAUUUCUCGGCCUAUGUGUUCAAAUGUUUGCUUUAUGGUGAGCCUAUCAAGCCAACACCAAAACUACAGUACCCAAUGCUUCCGGAUACACGGUAA
Molecule: messenger RNA, 1245 nt
Organism: Rhizopus microsporus ATCC 52813
Lineage: Eukaryota; Fungi; Mucoromycota; Mucoromycetes; Mucorales; Rhizopodaceae
Product: Gpi1-domain-containing protein
Exons: 6
Coding region: 1-1245 (414 amino acids)
Biological process (GO): GPI anchor biosynthetic process
Cellular component (GO): membrane; endoplasmic reticulum
Source: RefSeq, a predicted model, not a curated record